This is a messenger RNA of Lytechinus pictus (painted urchin), 3359 nucleotides long. Its product is annotated as mitotic checkpoint protein BUB3-like. Gene Ontology annotation, cellular component: nucleoplasm; bub1-bub3 complex; mitotic checkpoint complex. The record is from RefSeq and is a predicted model, not a curated record. Gene Ontology annotation, molecular function: ubiquitin binding. Lineage: Eukaryota; Metazoa; Echinodermata; Echinoidea; Temnopleuroida; Toxopneustidae. Gene Ontology annotation, biological process: mitotic spindle assembly checkpoint signaling. Bases 292 to 1272 code for a protein of 326 amino acids. The transcript has 7 exons.
GCACUCUCUCCGACGCGUUUGAAGUCUUAGACAGCAUGGCAUACUACCAGCCGAUGGUACACACACGCACACACACACACGUUAUUUGACAACUUGUCUCUGGAGCCAAAGUUUAACUAUCUGCAUGCCUGCACGCAGUGUGUAUUGAACACGCACGACCACGAUCUAAUGAAUAUUCAUCGGCGAGACUGACGUCAUUUUACGAGUCUCCUUUCAAACUUGGAUCAUAAGUGGAAAAACGAAAUUUGGAGCUCCAACGCCGCGCCGAGAGUAUAAAGUGUGUCUUAAAACAUGGGUGAAUCAGUGAAUGAAUUUAAGCUUGAACAGCCUCCAGAAGAUGGGAUCUCAGCCGUCAAAUUUGGACCCAAGUCCUCUCAAUUCUUACUGGUGUCUUCCUGGGAUGAGACAGUGAGGCUCUAUGAUGUCCAAGCCAACCAACUCAGGGCAAAGUACAAGCAUGACAGGCCUGUACUUGAUUGCUGCUUUUGUGAUCAAACACAUGUAUACAGUGGUGGAUUAGACAAUAUGCUAAAGCUGUAUGAUAUCAACACAAGCACAGAGAAUGUACUUGGAAACCAUGAGGAUGCUGUGAAGUGUGUAGAGUUCUGUACAGAUGUCAAUGUGGUUGUAACAGGUAGCUGGGAUCAGACUGUCAAGCUAUGGGAUCCAAGGAUAGGCAGAUCAACUGGAUCAUUCUCACAACCAGACAAGGUCUACACAAUGGCUGUAACAGGCGACCGGCUAGUAGUGGGUACCGCAGGCCGCAAGGUUCUCGUCUGGGAUCUCCGCAACAUGGGCUAUGUCCAGCAGAGGAGAGAGUCUAGUCUCAAGUACCAGACCCGAUGCAUACGAGCCUUCCCUAAUGGUCAAGGCUAUGUAUUGAGCAGCAUUGAGGGUAGGGUCGCUGUGGAGUACCUUGACCCAAGUCCAGAUGUCCAGAAGAAGAAAUAUGCUUUCAAGUGUCAUAGAUUAAAGGUUGAUGGUGUGGAGCAGAUAUAUCCAGUCAAUGCAAUUGCUUUCCACAACAGACACAACACAUUUGCAACAGGAGGUUGUGAUGGAUUUGUUAACAUCUGGGAUGGUUUCAACAAGAAACGUCUGUGUCAGUUCCAUUGUUAUCCUACAAGUGUCAGCUCUCUGGCAUUCAGUAAUGAUGGUUCAGUGCUUGCUAUAGCAUCAUCUUAUACAUAUGAGGAAGGGGAUAUAGAUCAUCCAGAAGAUUCGGUUUUCAUCAGGAAAGUAUCUGACCAAGAAACUAAACCAAAGAGUUGAGAGGGCACAUUCGCUUUAGAUGGUAACAUUUUUAGAUUGUAACAAAUCACUGUACUAUUUGGUGGAAGUCACACGCCUUCUUCUCUAAUGUUAAACCAUUACCUAUUGAAACAAGAUGAUCCCAGUUCAAAGCCAUUAGGAAUCUCAGAAUUCAGUGGGUUAACUUUUAAUAAUAAGUGUAUUGUCUGCUUUACAUCGGUCAAAUCAAAUAUGGAGUUCUUAAUAGUCUGUGAUUUUCACAAAAAGGGUAUUAAAGACUACCAAAAUCGUUGCAUCUGAUUAACUAAUAGCUUAUUUUUCACUGAAAAUUAAUGAGAUGAUUUAUGAAACAUUCGAUAAAUAUGUGAAAUGACCUCAAAACGAGUAUGGCUAGCGAUAAGGAAAACAAAUUUCACGACAACAGUAUGUCAUAUUUGAAUCUAGAUUUCACCAUUAGUAUCUUACCUAAAUUUCAUUCGGCAAAAUUUGAUUUUGAAAAACAUAUUUUACAGUGAAAAUAUAUGAAUUAACAUAAUUUUAACAACAUAUAUAUCUGUCAUAGAAAUAAUGUUGCAUAUACUUAUAUGUUUUCCUUAUAAUUUGCCCUAUCCAUCAAAGAUAUAAAUCAAUUUAUGGCUAAAAAGCACAGCUAAAGUUAGAGAUAUGCAUCGCUGAUUUAGUUUUUCACAGAUUUCACAGAUUUUUCUCAGACAAACUGACUUUAUGGGCAUGGGGUAUGGAUGUGGGAUUUUCAACUGUAUUUGAUCGCAUUAAAUAAGUUGUAUUGCAAGUUUAUAAAAACAGAAUCUAGUGUUAAUUCACUUUAAUGUACAUUUUUCUACAAAGUGCAUUUUUGGGGCUAAAAUAUAGAUAUUUUCAAGAGUCAUACCUAUAUUAAAUCAGGUUAAAUUUCAAGUACCGGUAAGGCUCGCACUGAGAUACUGCAUAUUCCAUUUGUUUGCAAAGUCAUGCAUAUUACUUCAUGAAUGAUUUUAUGAACACAGUCUGGGAUUUGUUGCAGAUAGAAUUGCAAUUGAAAUCAAAUGCAAUUAAAAAUCUAUUAACUUCAGAUUUUUUUUUUUUUAACUUUGCACAAGUUCCAGUUAGUGCUCAAAUUUUUUUCUUUGCAAGAGGCCAAAAGAUCAGGUAAUUUUAGCUUCAUCCACCAGUAAUGCGUGUCUCACCCAUGUACUCUGUUUAUAGUCUAAUUAUGAUCCCUAUAUUACAACUUGAAUUGUUUGUAAAUAAGUAUGGUUCAAUUACUGUUGGUAGAUUUGGAUUUAUUCUAUAUGCUUCAUCUGGAACCAAACAUUGAAAUGGAUCAUGUGAAGAAGGUGGUUUUCAAAAUAUUAUUUUGAUUCAAAUAUGAAUUAAUUUUGUCAAAAUUUUAGAUGCCAUUCUCCAUAAUAAUUGUUCUAAAUCAAUGAUGCAUAGCUAAUUUCUGCACUGUGAAAGAAAUUGAAAUAAGUCAGCAGUGGUCAUGUUUAGAUGAUUCUUCCUUUGCCAACUAUAUGAUAUGGAAAUGGAAGUUCAUACUAACUUUGCAACCACAUACAAAACAUAGAAAAUACAUUCUUCGUAAUCCUACUGUAAAGUACAUGUAAAAUACUUCUUGAAGAAUUACAGCAGUUGCUGAAGAAAUUUCCACCUGUCACAAAAAAUGAAAUCUUGGCCUCCACACAAUUGCUCAACAGACUUUACUUUGUAUAAAUCAGUCUUUUUUUUCUUCCCAUUUCUUCAUUGUACCCUUUAGUGUGUAUCCUCAAUUGUACCAUGGUACAAAAUUAUGGAAUAUGCAGAUUUUGUGUACGUAAUCUUAUUUCAUCGCAAGCAGCAAGUAUAUGGUAGUCCAAUAAUGAAUGCGGGCAUUUAGCAAAGGGUGCUAAAUUUAUGCGCGAUAAUACAAGAAAUCGGCAAAGUUUGUGAUUUUGUACCUUGGUAAAAUUGAAACCUAUUUUGAGAAUAUUAGCCUUUUUGUUUUGCUUCACAUACGCUGUAAAUUUCAUGUGUUGUAUACUUGAGUAUGUCAGUGAAUAUGUUUUGAUGCACUAGAUUCCUUGAUGUAAAAUUUGUAUAAAUGUAAAUAAAGUUUCUAGUACAUUGUAUAA